Prorocentrum cordatum is the source of this 3309-nucleotide messenger RNA. Lineage: Eukaryota; Dinophyceae; Prorocentrales; Prorocentraceae. The record is from the annotation of a GenBank genome assembly.
AUGGUCACGUCCCUCAACUUCUUCGGAACGGGCGCGUGGGCCGGGGCCCCAGAGGGCCCCGACGACCAGCCUGGCGCCAGCGCCGGCCAUUUGUCCAGCACCCAAAGACAUUCCGUCCAGCACUUGUGGGAAGCUGCAGUGGAUUUCUUGUCCCGCGAAAGCCCCUUGCCGUCCAUAACGGCCAUCAAGCAUGACCUCUUCGCCCGCCAGACGGACUACGCGGGAGAAGCCGUGGCGGUCCGGAGGGAGCUCGUCGCCGAAAAAGUUUUCCCUGCUUGGCCGGAGCGCGGCGAGGCUGCAUCUGUCCCCGUGGUGUCGUUCCUCGAUGGAGAGCUGCUGGACGACGUGCGUGACCCCAGAUCGUGCCUGCUCCCUCCGGAGCAAUGGCCGGAGGAACCCCCGAGGUCGCGCGUUUGGGCGUCCGACACAGAAUGGUACAAGAUUGUCAAAGAAGGGGCUGCCCGAGGCAUCUUCGCAGAAGUCCCGGACGAGCUCGUUUUCCGAGAUUCCGCAGGCCGGCCAGUCGUCAACGGCGCAAUGGGGAUUGACAAGCACCCCAAAGGGCCAGUUCCUGGCCCCACCCUCUUGCGUUUCAUAUCGAUCUUCACGCCGAUUAACUCCUACAUGCGCAAGCUGCGGGGGGACGACCACACCCUGCCCACGGCCACUAUGCUCAAUGCGUGCAUUCUCGAAGACGGCGAGGAGCUCUGGGACGAUGCCGAGGACCAAAAAGGAUGCUUCAAUAUCUUCCGCCUCCCGGACGAAUGGCUAGGAUAUUGUACGUACUCUAAGCAAGUAUCUGCCGCGGCUUUCGGUGACGACCCCAACCGUAUGGCUUGGGUCGGUAUUCGUAGUGUAGCCAUGGGUUCAAAGAUUGCGGUUUCCAUCAUGCAACGAGUCAUCCGCACGCUCGUCUUCGACAUCGUUGGCGCCGACCCCCGCACUGAACUACGGCGGGACAGAGCGUUCCCAGACGGUGACGUCAGCAUCGUGUGCCUCGACGGAUUCGACUUUGUUCGGAAAGCGCAAUCUCGCCUGUGCAAGUUGCAAAUCGUGGAGUCCAUGGAGCAUCAGCAUUUCGUCGCUGCGUGCGCCAAACACGGAAUCCCCCUGAACCCGGCCAAAUCCCUAGUGGCGCAGUUGCGCGCAGGCAUCCUGGGGGGCCUGCUUCUGGGAGACAAGGGGUGGUUGAAGUUGGCGCCAGAGAAGGCCAACGCCCUGGUGGUCAAAACCGCGGUGCUGGCAACGGAGCAGCAAUGGCAGGCCGGCGCCCUCCAGCAUUGGGCGGGUCAGGCAUGUUUCGCCGCUGGCUUCCGCCGGCCCCUCUUCGCUGUCCUCGAGCAAAUCUUCCCCGCUAUCCAGACCGCCCUGGACGCGCCUGCGCCAGCAGACGCAGCGGUAAUAGACGAAAUGAUCGCCUUCGCUUGUCUGCUCCCUCUCGCGUACACGAAUCUCCGGGCGCCUGUUAAGCGCACCAUUUCGUGCACAGACGCCUCCGAGGACGGCGGCGGGGCCGCGGAAGCAGCUCAAUUCACACACGCUGUGGACCCACAACGGGGAGCGCGCCUGGAGGCACAUUUUGCCAAACUGGCUGAGGACUCGGCCUUCGCCCCGGCGCGGCCGCAGACGUGCGCAGCGUGUGCGGUCCAGGUCCGCCCCGACGCGCGCGGGGCAGGCGGGGCCGUCUGCCCCGCCCAGUGCGGUGCCGUGACGUGCUGCGUGGACUGCCUGCUGCAGCAUCGGCGCUCCCAAGUGCUGUCAGAGUCCGGCCAAAAGCAUGUGCGCCUGGAGGCCGAUGAUGAGUUCACGGCGUGGGAGCACUGGACAGUGCCUGGGGGCUCGUACGCGGGCGCGCGCCGCCUGGCACACGCCGCCGGCCCGCGCCACCGGCACGCGGCAGGGCUGGGCGGCCGAAGUGUGGUGGACGCCGACGCACACGGACAGCUGGCAGUCCAAAGGCUAUUGUGGCGUGUGCUGCACUGGGGCUUCGCUGUCGUGCAACACCCUUGGGAUAGCCCGCUGUGGCAGAGCGAAGGGGUGCAGUCCCUCCUCCGCUACAAGGGUGUAUUGUGCACCAGGGUCACCGUGACGGGCGUCGCGCCCGCCGCGGGCGACGCGGAUCUGUGUUUGCUACACAACUGCCGCCUGCUUGAACAAACGUUCUCGGCAGAGGAGACGGUCGCCCAGCGAGGCGCCUCUGCGUGCACGCAGGAACAGUUCUGUGCAGCAUACUCCCGCGCCGUUGCCCGAGCACUGCGCGAGCUCGGGCAACAAGGCGUGCCAGCAGCGCCCUCGGACCAGCCAGCGUGGGUCGAAACCCAGCUGGCGCGCGCCCGCCGGGGAGGCACCCAGGGCGCUUUAGCGCCAGCGGCCCAGGAGAUCGGGCGACUCCUGCAACGCAUGGUCCCUGGAGGGGAGCAAGCCCACCUCCGGUCCAUGCUUUCGUGGGCGGACACUAAAGGCGCUCAUGUGUGGAUGUCCACCAGCGAAGUUGCCGAUUUGCGGCAAACUGUGCCCUACCCGGCAUUCGCCUGGAAAUGGCACGUUGUCAUGUCGUACCGGUGGAAAGCGAAACAACAUAUCAACGUGUUGGAAUUAAUUGCGUAUUUAAACUAUGUCCGAAAGAAGUCUCGCUCUCGUUGUUACCACUCGUUGCGAUUCAUCAACGUCUUUGACAGCCAAGUGGCCGCGGCUGUAGUCGCAAAAGGCCGCAGUUCCAGCCGGCGCCUCAACAGACCGCGGCGGAAACUCAUGGCGUUGGAACUCGCAAUGGAUGCCUACUCCUUCGGUGUCUGGACCAUAUCAGAAUGGCAGUUCGCGGACGCCGCGAGCCGCCUUCACGCAGGACAACUUCACUUCAGCCCAGAUGGCCGCAAGGUUCUAAUUAUGCUGUACGAAACCAAAACAGCCAAAAGAAAAGGCGGCAACGUCGAGCACGUCAUCAUCCACGACGCAGUCGCCAUCAAAGCCCUGCAGGCGGCAUCUGCAGGCCGGUCUCACACCCAGCCUCUCUACACCAAACCACCAAACCAUUUCGCGCACGAGUACAAAUGGCUGGCGCAGUUCUUCGGCAUCAGUGGGGACACAGUUACGCCCUACGGGCUCCGGAGAGGUGGUGCUACAUGGUUGUGGUUGCUGUCGGGAUCCCUCGACCGAGUCAUGGUGGUGGGGCGUUGGCAGCACGCGCGGACAGCGCGCGUGUACAUUGAGACAGCUGCUGCAGAAAUGGGCGCCUGGUCCCGCAAUGCAACAGAAUCGCUGGUGCAGCAGGCCGCCGACCUUGGAAGGCGCGCGGUUCUGCAGGCGUGA